AUGGGAAUUAAAUUAAGCAGACCUUUCCAUGUUGUCUUUAAGCUAUUGCGUAGGAGUUUACAAGAUUUCUUAUUAUUUCAAAAUUUGUUAUUUUGUGUUUUCAAUGAAAAAAAGGGAAAACGCCAAGAAAAUGCAUUGCACAAGGAGUUAUCCUGGGGCAUGGUGACUGUUGGCAGAAAGAAAAAAAUUAAUGCAGAUAAAUUUAUCUCACGAGAAGGAAUGCUUUCAGAAAAUUAUUUUCAUAAAAAAGUAGUUAUAGCUGCUGCUGUUCAUUUGCUGGCACUAGGAUGUUUGCUGUCAAAAGUCCCUACAACAACGAAAUGGGAAAUGACAGAGAACAAUUCGUUUUCAAACUUAAUGAAGAACGAUGCUGCAACACCUGAAGUUGAAUUUUAUUUAAAGCUUCCAAAGAAAAUGAACAAAUAA
Messenger RNA from Clunio marinus, 426 nucleotides. Lineage: Eukaryota; Metazoa; Arthropoda; Insecta; Diptera; Chironomidae. The record is from the annotation of a GenBank genome assembly.